Plectropomus leopardus (leopard coralgrouper) is the source of this 1165-nucleotide messenger RNA. It is a transcript of the gene cd74a, whose product is annotated as CD74 molecule, major histocompatibility complex, class II invariant chain a. NCBI's taxonomy places the organism in Eukaryota, Metazoa, Chordata, Actinopteri, Perciformes, Serranidae. Gene Ontology annotation, biological process: positive regulation of peptidyl-tyrosine phosphorylation; positive regulation of type 2 immune response; positive regulation of kinase activity. Gene Ontology annotation, molecular function: macrophage migration inhibitory factor binding; MHC class II protein binding; cytokine receptor activity. Gene Ontology annotation, cellular component: cell surface; cytoplasm; membrane. The record is from RefSeq and is a predicted model, not a curated record.
CAUGCAUUCACCUUUCUGAGGAACCUGUCUGGUAUUCCUUCCUCAUUUUUUGGGACCAUUUAUCUACUGGAGCUACCAGAUUGUCUCAAGUUUAUUGAUUUGAAGAAGUUGAGAGACAUUUCCAAAACAGAUGGCCCAGACUACAGAAGAAGCCCCGCUGGCCACUGGCAGCCUGGCGGGCAGUGAAGAAGUCCUUGUUCCCCCUGCAACAACCAGAGGGGGAUCCAAUAGCCGUGCCUUCAAGAUAGCAGGCCUGACAACCCUCGCAUGUCUGCUGCUGGCCAGCCAGGUCUUCACCGCUUACAUGGUGUUCAACCAGAAGCAGCAGAUCCAUUCGCUGCAGAGGAACUCGGAGAAAUUGGGCAAACAGCUCACCCGCUCAUCCCAUGCUGCGGCUCCAAUGAGGAUGCAGAUGCCGAUGAGCAGCCUUCCUCUGAUGAUGGACUUCACUGCAGAUACAGACACCAAGACACCCCUGACUAAAGUGAAGGAGACCGUCGUCAGCGUGGAGACGCAGCUGAAGGACCUCAUGCAGGACUCCCAGCUGCCGCAGUUCAAUGAGACCUUCCUGGCCAACCUGCUGAGCAUGAAGCAACACGUGAAUGAGAGCGAUUGGAAGAGCUUUGAGUCCUGGAUGCGCUAUUGGCUGAUCUUCCAGAUGGCCCAGCAGAAGCCUGCUCCCCCAACAACCUCUGCACCUCUGACCAAAUGCCAGACGGAGGCACAAACUGGAUUCUCCAAGAUCGGCGACUACAAGCCCCAAUGUGACGAGCAGGGUCGCUACAAGCCCAGGCAGUGCUGGCACUCCACAGGCUACUGCUGGUGUGUGGACGAGUUUGGCACACUCAUCGAGGGCACCCGCAUUCGUGGCCGCCCCGACUGUCAGAGAGCUCCAGUCUAUCCUCGUCGCGUGAUGAUGGCACCGAGGCUGAUGCAGAAGACUCUCAGCCUUGAUGAUGAGGGAAACAAAUGAAGCAAAGUGUUGGGUGUUUCUUUUCAUCAAGCUUCAACAUGAGAAACUGAGUGUUUUAAGAUCGCCGCAAACAGCUCUGUAAUUGUUUUUAUUCCUGAUCAGUCCCUGCACUUCCAUAUAACCUUCUGAUUUUUUAUCAUUUAGCUGGCUACUUGAAUUAAACCAAUAGAGGCCUGUUAUAGCCAUAUAACA